Messenger RNA from Xyrichtys novacula (pearly razorfish), 2587 nucleotides. Lineage: Eukaryota; Metazoa; Chordata; Actinopteri; Labriformes; Labridae. The record is from the annotation of a GenBank genome assembly.
AUGGCUGGACGUGGUGGAGGAUCAACAAGGCCUAAUGGGGCCGCAGCAGCAAAUAAAAUCUGCCAGUUUAAACUGGUGCUGCUGGGGGAGUCGGCAGUGGGAAAGUCCAGCUUGGUGCUGCGAUUUGUCAAAGGCCAGUUUCAUGAAUUUCAGGAGAGCACAAUUGGAGGUAAGGGACGGAAGUGGUUCUGGACUGUGAAGGGAUGAAUUUUCUGAAAUGUUGUUUGCAUCCACAAGAAAAGAGAUGCCAAUGUUGAUGAUUUUCUUAUACUAGUCUUGCUCUUACAUUCAUCUAAAUACCUAAAAGAAAUGAUGUUUAAUUAAAACUUAGCAUCAGGACAAGAACAGUUUACAUUUGUGGUUUAAUGUGGUUAUUGCACCAACAAUAAAAAAUAGUCUAGUCCAAUACGUCAACAUAUUCAACCAAUCUUGAUUUUUAUUCUAUUUUAAAAGUGUGUUUCUUUUAUUAUAUUUUAUUUUUCUGACUUUACUCUGGUAUCUCCACUCAGCAGGUCAAACAGCUCUGCACAGGCUUAAUAUACAGCUAUAAAGGAAGCUGCUACUGCAUAUAUGAAAUGACUCUAUCAAUGUGAUUGGCACUAAUAUCUUACUUCUGUUUUCAGCUGCCUUCCUCACUCAGACUGUCUGCCUUGACGACACCACUGUGAAGUUUGAGAUCUGGGACACUGCAGGUCAAGAGCGCUACCACAGUCUGGCACCAAUGUACUACAGAGGCGCUCAGGCUGCCAUCGUGGUCUACGACAUCACCAACACAGUAGGUCCUACCCAUGGAGGAAGGAGCAGGAAUAGAGUCGUAUCAGUCAGAGGCAACACACUGAUUGAGAAAAAGAGGGUUCUAUUUUCGUGCCUCACCGGCGGCGUGGCGCAGGCGUGGUGUAAGUCAGGUCCGCUGCGCUGACGAGGCAUGCCCAAUCACAUUUUGGUAUUUUGGUGAGCGCUGCAGCCUGGCGUAAGUAUCCCCCCUCCUUAACUCAGCUCCUCCCGGCGGCGUAAGUCAUAGAGAGGGAAGGCAUAAGGCGUGGAGUGGGUUUAACACAGCCGAGACCUGUUUUCGCCAUUCACAUCAGCUCCUCUCCUCACCUUUAACCUGAUUCAAACCUGACCAGGUUUUAAUCGGCAAGCUUUUAGCAUUCAUUCCACGCCGCCGGCGAGAACAGAAAUGUCAUUGCACCAGCUGAUUCUGUUGACACCUCCUCCCUACCGCGCCACCACGCCCAGCUAGGCGGACCUCGGUGCGCCUCAGUCUACGAAAAUACCAAACUAGCUGUGAGCGGGCUCUGCCAGAUGAAAAUACCACUGCGCAGGGUGCGCCACUGUGCGCCGUGCCGCCAGCGGGCAUGAAAAUAGAGCCCUCUGUCUUUGUAGCUUUGUUGCUGUUGACAGUAAAGGUGCAUUUAGUGCAGGACUAUGAUGAUUAUCACAGUAAGUUUUGAGUUUUAGAAUGUCUCGUGAAGGUGUUGGUUGUAAUUGAAACCUGAGAAUGCAAGGGUCUUGAUUCAAAAAUGAAAUCCUACCCAAAUUCAACAUGUGGCUGUUCAAAGUGACAGGUGCUAUGGCUAAGACCUUCAUUUACAUUUCAUUUCUGCCAAGCCUGUUCUGCUAAAUGGUGCAAAAUACUGCACACUUUACCUUUUAAACUACAUAAAAGUGUCCCACCAGUGUUGUUUACAGUUGUCAUUGGAAAGUAUGAGUGUGAGCAGUAUUGAUAAUGCUUAUUGUUUGAUCAGGAUACUUUUGCACGGGCUAAGAACUGGGUGAAGGAGCUGCAGAGACAAGCCAGUCCCAACAUAGUGAUUGCACUGGCUGGAAACAAGGCAGACAUUGCAAACAAAAGAGCUGUGGAGCUUCAGGUAUGUAGAUAAAAACUCAUAAAUUCACAUUGCACUGACAGCUAAAUGAUUUCACAUAUUAAAUUUCUUAUCUCAGAUGUACUGCAUGACAAAAUUGUAUGAUAUUGGUCAGUGCAGUAAAUGUUUUUAUAACCCUCGACUUAUGUCUAAAUUUUGUGUUUAGGAGGCACAAACAUACGCUGAUGACAACAGUCUACUCUUCAUGGAGACUUCCGCCAAGACUGCCAUGAAUGUCAAUGAAAUUUUCAUGGCAAUAGGUAAGUUCACUUUCUUUAUAUAGCAUCUGAGUAAGAACUAUGUGAUAUUUUCAUGUUUAUUUUAGUUGAAUGAAAAGUAUUAUGAGUAAACUUCAAGUGUGAAAGAAAUAAAAAGAUAUUAGUACAAAACAAAAAAGUAUUUGAACAUAACAUUUGGCCAGUCACUUAAAAUCUGCCAUCCCUUAUUUUCUUUCACUCUUACCCUCUAAAGUCCAAAGUGAUGUUUUAAUAGUGGGAAGCUCAUAUCAUGGAUUGUAUUCCUAUAAUUAAGUAGGCAUGUUGACAAAGCAUGAAUGUUGCAGUUUCAUUCAAACUGGUAAUCUUGCCCCUGUAGCGAAAAAGCUGCCGAAGAACGAUGCUCAGGGUGGGGCUGGACCAGGCGGACGGACCAGGACCGGGGUGGAUCUACAGGAAGCAGCUCCCCAGGGCCGCAGCUCGUGCUGCAGCUCAGGCAAUUAG